This is a messenger RNA of Brassica napus (rape), 1478 nucleotides long. RefSeq names its product heavy metal-associated isoprenylated plant protein 28. The record is from RefSeq and is a predicted model, not a curated record. Gene Ontology annotation, molecular function: metal ion binding. The coding region runs from base 788 to 1258 and encodes 156 amino acids. The transcript is spliced from 3 exons. Lineage: Eukaryota; Viridiplantae; Streptophyta; Magnoliopsida; Brassicales; Brassicaceae.
AAAUUUCUACUUCAACAAAUCAAUUGAUUACAUAAAGCAUUUCAAAAGGCGAAUAAAAAAUCAUGCACAAGCAUGCAGCAAAGAGUGACUUUAAUUCAUGCAUCAUCCGGAUUAUUAUUCUCUUUCCCACAUAGCUUGAUACCUUGAUUUAUUUGCAUUUUAAACAAUUUUUUCAUUGCUUUUUUUUUUAAAAUCUUACUUCUUUAUAAAAUCUUAAACUCAACUUAUGUCUUUCAAACUUUACUAAGCAAUUUAAAUAUAUAGAGAAUAAGAGUUUACAUGAGAUUGUUCGCAGACUUAUGCUAAAAGACAUGAUUUAUAUCUAUCGUCUAAAUUUUCAAUCUCAAACUUAUUAAAACUCAACAUUUUCCGCGCGUAGCGCGGCCGAAGUCUCUAGUAUAUAUAAAUUCGAAAUACAUGCAAACGCCGGAAAAUUAUAUACAUAUAAUGAAACUACAAUAAGUGGCCGUUGUGGAUGCCCAUAUGAAGCAACCUCUUCCCAGCUGGGACUACACGCUUUACAAAGGUCGGUGCAAAAUAAUACCUUAUUAUCUUACGUUGGUCCCCAAGUUAUUAAAUGAUUUGGAAUAUAGAAAACUUAUAAUUUUAUUUUACCAAAAAACUUAUAAAUUUAUACUAAGAAAAUAGGUGCGUAAGCUUGAAGAGCAAGGAACACUAUAUAUACAGUGCAAAUGCCAAUGCCAUUCAUUCAUCAAACUAUUCAACGCAAACUACAAAUUUUGCAUCUGACUACUUACAUUCUAAAAUCACCAACAUAAAGUGCAAGAUGACGACUAUUGAAAUGAGAGUUCACAUGGACUGUGUGGGGUGCGAGAGCAGAGUUAAAUCUGCCCUUCAGAAGAUGAGAGGAGUGGAUGAGGUAGAAAUCGACAUGGUGCAGCAGAAAGUGACGGUGACUGGCUACGCCGAUCAGAAGAAAGUUCUAAAGAAAGUUAGAAAAACCGGUAGGAGAGCUGAGCUAUGGCAGCUUCCUUUCAACCCUGACCACAGCUCUCUCCUCGGCGGUGGAAGCAAUAGCACAAACGGUGGUUACUUCUACAACCCUCACGGCUGCAACGGCCCAAUCAACCACCAUGCACCGGUCCCGGGUUCUUCUUACAAUUAUUACAAGCACGGUUACGAUAGCAACGACUAUUCGUCUUACCAGCAUCAUCCUGUUCAUGCCUCUAUCUUCAGCCACCAAGCUGGUUCUAAGUUCAGCGACGAGAAUCCUAAUGCUGCUUGUUCUAUUAUGUGAAAGUGGUUUUUUUUUUUGCUUAGUACUUAUAUGGUACGAGCGUAAGUAUGAAAUCAUAACUAAGUUCAUUACUUCAAAAAAAACUAUUAUGUGUUACUUUUUGUGUGCUUAUGUAAUGUAACUUAAGCUCAAGUGGUUACUUAAUUCUGUUUUAAGUUUUUUUUUGGCACUUAAUUCUGUUUUAAGUUUAAAGAGAUUAAUAUAAUUAUCAGUUUCAAUA